AGGCAUUGGAGCUCUGGGUCCGCGUUGUCUAUUGGACAAAAUACACAGCUACUGACCUCCUACGUCAAAGCUAUCUGAACUUUUCCCGAUGCAAGUCAUAUGGCAUAACCAGACAAUCCGACUGGCUGUAUAUCAGAGAUGCGGAGUGUUACUGGCAAUCGAGUGACUGACUGAAAGCGUUCUGCUUGCCGGAGAAGCGAUUCCCCAAAACACAAACGAGAAAAAGAGAAGCUGCCAUUUCCAGUAACAUCUAUAAAAUGAAAGCAAGUGUCCAUCUAUCUAGGAGCUUCUAGAGGUGGAAUAUAAAUGGGAAUAAACUGACUCAGAGGAGACAAGUAAUGUGUGAUGUGCAAUGCAGAUCAGUGUUCUCAGUGUUGUCACUUCAAAGUGGAUCCUUCCAGAGUCAUCGUGUCCAAGUGAAAACUGAACCAUUGGAUUCUGACAUAAGAGACUGAAAUGCGUUAUCUUCAUUACAUUCUGGAGAAAGUAAUAUAUGAAAAUAAUUGUACAAAAAUCAACGUAACUUCAGACUUCACAGUAUGCUGUGCUGUGUUUCUUCAUAGUUGCUUUUUUGUUUGGGGGUGCUUUGUCCACUUUUUAAGUUUAACUUUAGUGGCGUGCAGAAAGAACCAGAAAACAACAGCAGUUGAUCUCAAAAACUGUUACAAUAAGCAGCUCAACAGAAGGCUAGUAACGAACUGCAUUAGCCAAUUGGAGUGAAGGACAUGGCUUAUAUAUCAGUGUGAUUGGGUGUAAUUUAUAUAAGGUAGACUGACGGAGACCUUUCAGCCUGAAGUUCACCCAGCCAGACAAUCAUACUGCCACAUGUCAAACUGGAAGUGUUGGCUAUUCUAAGUAAAGACUUGCUUACUUAAUAUACUUAAAGCUAUUUUCUUUCUUAGCAGUAGAGUUGGAGUGGGAUGCUGAGGGAAGGUUGCCUAUAAAGAAAACUGCAACAUUUGGGUGCAAGCACCCCUUGUACAAUACAAAAAAAAAGGGAAAGUCUCUGACUGCACAGGAGUCUCCUUUCUUUGUAUGACAUGGAGAACAAUAAGAAUGUGCACAUUAAGGAAGAAGACUGUGAAUGGAAAUGCAUGCAGCAUCAGAUGAAUAUUUAUAGCAUUGAGGAAGAGGAUGAUUAUAAAUUGGGACUAAUAAACAUUAAAAGAGAAUCUGAGCCAACAUCAGAUACAAGAGACUUGCAGCUAAAUAAAAUUGUAAUCCAUGUCAAGGCAGAAGACUUCAAAUCAGAGGCUGUCUCUCAACUUGUGUGUCCAGAAGAAGAGCAAACUGGAACAGACUUCAUGAAAAGUAGAUCUCUCUCCUUCCAGAAUGAUUAUGUCCAAGUGAAAACUGAACCUUUAGAUUUUGACAUAAAGGAGGCUGAGGAUGCAUCAUGUUCAGCACAUUCUGGAGAAGAUUUACAAGAAAGACGGACCGUCUCUCAGCCUUCAUUUUUUGAGGCCUCACUUCACUGUAGACCACAGCAAAAUGAAAAUGAGAAAAAACUGACAUCGGAAUCAGAGACUUUGACACCAGCCUCCAUGAAAUCUAGUUCUCUACGUGUUGUUAAAUUAACAAGGGUAAGAAUAAUCCACACUAAACAGCAGGUGCACAAUUCAAAUUCAUCAGCUCUGUACUUUUGCCACAAGCAGACAAGAACAUUUAAAGAAAAAUCGAGAUCGAAACUUCACAAGGGUCACACACAACAGAAACCAUACUGUUCUGAAUGUGGAAAACAAUUCUUUAGCAAAAGCAGCCUUGAAAGACACAAACGAAUACACACUGGAGAGAAGCCAUAUUGCUGUUAUGAAUGUGGGAAAAAAUUUAACACCAGUACUCAUCUUCAGACCCACACAAGAAUUCACACAGGAGAGAAACCAUAUUGCUGUUCUGACUGUGGCAAACAAUUCUCAAGGAGUAGUUCUCUUCAGGUUCAUUCAAGAAUGCACACUGGAGAGAAGCCAUAUUGCUGUUCUGAGUGUGGUAAGCGAUUCUCUACUAAUAGCAGUUUUCAGAGACAUAAAAGAAUUCAUAAUGGGGAGAGACCUUAUCAUUGUUUGGAAUGUGGCAAAGAAUUUUCUGAUAUAAGCAAUCUUAAGAGUCAUGCAAGAAUUCACACCGGAGAGAAGCUAUUUCACACUUCUGAAUGCGGAAAACAAGUUUCUGAUGAAAGCAAUUUUUAUACUAAUACAAGAACUCACAAAGGAGAAAUGCCAUAUAGCUGUUCAGAAUGUGGUAAAGGAUUUAGCACAAAUGGCAAGCUUCAGAUCCAUUUAAAAAUACACAUUGGAAAGAGGCCAUAUUGCUGUUCUGACUGUGGAAAACGAUUCUCUAGGAGUAGCAGAUUUCAAAAACAUAAAAGAUUACAUAUUGGAGAAAGGUCAUAUCGGUGUUCAGAUAGUGGCAAACAGUUCUUUAAAACAAGCGAUCUUCAGAUUCAUACAAUAAUUCACAAAAGAGAAAUGCCAUACUGCUGUUUUAAAUGUGGCAAAGGAUUUAGCACAAAUGGCAAGCUUCAAGUCCACUUAAGAAUACACAAUGGAGAGAAGCUUUAUUGCUGUUCUGACUGUGGCAAAAUAUUCUCAAGGAGUAGUACUCUUCAGGUCCAUUCAAGAGUACACACUGGAGAGAAGCCAUAUUGCUGUUCUGCGUGUGGUAAACGAUUCUCAACGAGUAGCAGCUUACAGAGACAUAAGAGAAUUCACAGUGGAGAGAAGCCAUAUUGCUGUUCUGACUGCGGCAAAAAAUUCACUGAUAAAAGUAAUCUUCAGAAUCACACAAGAAUUCACAAGGAAAAAUCCAAAGUAAAUGGAAUAUGAUAUACAGUGGUAAAUAUGACUGAAGAGUGAGGCUCAAUCCUUUCUUGAUAGCAAGCAUGAAAAGCAGGGCAAGAAUUCCACUGAAUGUUCUGUUUACCAGCCCCUGACACUGAUGAACACAUUCAGUAUGUGACGUUAAUGGGAAAAGUGUUGGCUUGUUAUUUGCAAACUGGUACAUACAAAUCCAACCAGUUUUAUUACAAUUCACCACUCUUCUGACAAUGUGCUCCAUCUCUUGUGUAUUAUCAACAGUGACCAUUUGAAAGCCCUACCUCCCUUCUGCACUUUUUUAUUAGAUACAGAGGCUUUUGACUGGCUCUGAUAGUACUAUCCAGGGAGAGUCUUGGAAACACAAUAUUGAUUCCUUUUCCUUUGUUUUAUUUAUUCAAAAUGUUCAUUCUUUUUAAAAGCAUUGCUUCUUCUAA
Messenger RNA from Polypterus senegalus (gray bichir), 3247 nucleotides. Its product is annotated as gastrula zinc finger protein XlCGF57.1-like. The transcript is spliced from 3 exons. Lineage: Eukaryota; Metazoa; Chordata; Cladistia; Polypteriformes; Polypteridae. Bases 1041 to 2822 code for a protein of 593 amino acids. The record is from RefSeq and is a predicted model, not a curated record. Gene Ontology annotation, molecular function: RNA polymerase II cis-regulatory region sequence-specific DNA binding; DNA-binding transcription factor activity, RNA polymerase II-specific. Gene Ontology annotation, biological process: regulation of transcription by RNA polymerase II.